Molecule: messenger RNA, 2843 nt
Organism: Lolium rigidum
Lineage: Eukaryota; Viridiplantae; Streptophyta; Magnoliopsida; Poales; Poaceae
Product: helicase SEN1-like
Exons: 6
Coding region: 19-2631 (870 amino acids)
Molecular function (GO): helicase activity
Source: RefSeq, a predicted model, not a curated record
ACUUCAUUAGAGGAGUACAUGGAAUCAUUUGCCCUACCACUGAUGGAAGAAACUCGAGCUGAUCUCUACUCUGCUCUGGAGGGUAUCAAGCACGCACCAGCCACUGAAGUGAAACGGAUUGAGGAACUUUGUUCCAAGCAGUCCAUAUUCAGUAUAUUGGUCAAGAAGGCUGACCCUGACAGAGACCCAGGGGAAGUUUAUGCCCUCAAGGAUUCUGAUAUACUUGUUUUCUUGGAUCGGAAACCGAGGCAUAUUUCAGACUUGGGACGAAGCAAGGUGCCUUAUGUGAUUGCCUCAGUGCUGAAAGCAGAGGAUGCUAACGGCAAUGCGAUUGUAAAGCUGUCAAGGGCGAGACAAGAUCUUGCACCGCCUCUUUUUGCGGUGUUCCUGAUCAACAUGACUACGUACAACCGUAUAUGGAACGCACUGGAUCUGCAUGUUGCAAGACUUAGGAACACUACCAUCAUUGAGAAGAUCGUAAAUUAUUCUCCAGGGGAGGACAAGUCAGAACUACCUUUACAUUUGCAAGACAGAGCACUUGACCUUAAAAAUUUCAGCCUCAACAAGUCACAACAGAUGGCAGUGCUUGAUUGCGUUUCAGCAAUGGAGCAGCAGGAUACAUAUCCGGUGCGUCUGAUAUGGGGACCUCCUGGCACAGGCAAGACGAAGACCAUUAGCACUCUCCUGUGGUCCAUGAUGAUCAAGAACCACAGAACACUGACAUGCGCACCGACGAACACUGCAGUGGUGGAGGUUGCAUCUCGGGUCCUCAGCCUCAUUGAGGAUUCCUCUGUUGGAAGUGGAAAAAAAUGCUUUCUGAGUGAUGUUGUGUUGUUUGGAAAUGAGGAUCGAAUGAACGUGGAUCAGAGACUCACAAAGAUUUUCCUGGAGAAGCGUGUUCGUCGUCUCCAGCGGUGCUUGACGCCAGGUUCAGGGUGGACCAACUGUCUGAGUUCCAUGGUACGAAUUCUUGAGGAACCCUUGGUUCAGUAUGAUUCGUAUGUUCAGAAAAUUGAAAGGGAGAUCCAGGAACGUGCUAAGAAGGAAAAAGAGGAACGUGCUAAGAAGGAAAAAGAGGAACGUGCUAAGAAGGAAAAAGAGGAACGUGCUAAGAAGGAAAAGAAUAAGAAGGCAGAAGUAAAGGAGGAUCUUGAUAGGAAGGAAAAGAACAAAAAUGUGCAGGUAAAAGAGGAACCUAAUAAGAAGCAUGUACAGAUAAUGUCGUUCAAGGAUUACUUCUUACGUAAUUACAAGCAAGCCGAAAAUGAACUGCGCAUCUGCAUUGAGACUUUCUGCAGUGAUCUCCCCAGAUCUGCUACAUCUGGGCAGAACUUCUGUUACAUGACUGAGGUUGUACACAUGCUUAAAGAGUUUGGGAAAGUCGUGCAGAAUGAACCUGAGAAGCAGCUGCAAACCCUGUUCAGAGACACCUCCGAUGGAAGAAACAGUUCAUUGUUUCAGAGUCUUUUGGGUUAUGCGCAAGACAGCGUGCGUUCAGAGCUGAAGCAGGCAAGAUCCAUGUGUAUUGAGAAAUUAAGUUACUUGUCUAACAACUUUCACCUUCCAGAUAUUUUUGAGAAGCGGUCAAUUGAGGAGUUCCUGCUGCAGAACAGCAAGAGCAUACUUUGCACUGCCUCAAGCUCAUCUCGUUUGCACUACCUGCAAAAUGCCAAGCCAUUUGACCUCCUUGUAGUUGACGAGGCGGCACAGCUGAAGGAGUGUGAAUCACUGAUACCGCUGCAAAUUCCUGGCAUCCGUCUUGCUGUUCUCAUCGGAGAUGAAUACCAACUACCAGCACUUGUGAAAAGCAAGGUAUGUGAGGAAGCUGAUUUCGGAAGGAGCCUGUUUGAGAGGCUAAGUUCUCUGGGGCACCCUAAGCACCUUCUUGAUGUGCAGUACAGGAUGCACCCGGGGAUAAGCAAGUUUCCGGUCUCAAGCUUUUACGGCAACCAGAUCGCUGAUGGUGAGAACGUCCUACACAGAAACUAUGAGAGGAAGCACCUGACUGGCCCAAUGUAUGGUUCCUACUCGUUCAUCAACAUCGACGGCGGAAAGGAAAGCUUGGGCAAGCACGACAAGAGCCUAAUGAACACCAUCGAGGUCGCUGCCGUGACCCGGAUCGUGCAAAGAUUGUUCAAAGAGUCCAUGGAAACAAGGAGGACGCUCAGCGUGGGCGUUGUGUCGCCAUACAAGGGCCAGGUUCGUGCCAUCCAGGAGAAGCUUGGUAGGACGUACGAGGUGCCUGGCAGUUUCUCCGUGAAGGUCCGAUCAGUGGACGGGUUCCAGGGUGCCGAGGAGGAUAUCAUCAUCUUCUCCACCGUGCGGAGCAAUAGCGCCGGAAAAGUCGGCUUCCUUGACAACGUGAACCGUACCAACGUGGCGCUGACACGGGCCAAGCACUGUCUCUGGAUAGUAGGGAAUGCGACCACAUUGGUGAGCAGCAAGACGGUUUGGCGGAAGAUAGUAGCAGAUGCCAAGGAGAGAGGCUGCUUUUUUGACGCAAACGACGACAAGGACCUUUCAGGCGCAAUCAUCAAAGCCGUCAUUGAGCUGGAUGAAGUGGAGAGUUUGCUCAACAUGGACAACCUCCGUAUUGGCGGAUCACGCUCUGGGAAACCCAAGAACAAGUAAAUAUGAAACUCUAAAUGGAGUUUGGGAUGUACGGAUGCGGAUCACUCUUGUCGUCGCUGGCGAGAGGAAGGAAUUACUACUGGAGUAGCUACUCUUUUUAAGUUCCAGGGCAUUACAUGCUUUCUUGUAUUGAUAUUGAAGACUUCUGUGUUUGCAAGAUGGUUUUCUUCACUACUAUUUAAACCCAUAGUGCCACAAAUUCUCUUGUUCGA